AUGGUGCGUAAGGAAUCCCGGGCAAUCAAGGAGAAACUGUCCUCAGGAUCCAUGCGCCUUGAAGCCUUCAAACAAACAAGGCUUUGCAAGUUUCACGUUGCUGGAAACUGUGUUCGUGGAAAUUCUUGCAACUUCGCCCACAGCAUUGACCAGAUUCGUGAUCAGCCAGACUUUUCAAAAACACGUUUGUGCGCGGACUAUUUGCAGGCACAGUGGUGCCGGGAUGGGCAGUAUUGCAAGUUCGCGCAUGGAGAGCAUGAGUUGCGCCCACAUCCUUCCAUCAAGAACAAGGAGCAAAAGAUCAAAAUCCAGUCUGAGGAGAAGCCUGUGGCCUGGUACACGGAUGAGGGAUGUGAUGCAUGCGAAGGGUGGUACUUCAUGGCUGAUGGCAUGGAUGGAGUGAUGUAUCCUUGGUAUCCAGGAUACUCCUUCGUGGAGUACCCCCUUGUGCAAGACGAAUAUGCGUGGGAUACGACAAGCCAGCAGAGCACAGAUUGGACGGAGUGGAAUGGGACCUCAAGCAACAAUAGCAUUGCUUGCAUUGAAAGUCCGAUCCAAAGCCACGUGGUGGCGUCGCCAGUUCUGCCGGAUGACCCUCUCCUGCUUGAUUCUGUUGCAGCGAUGAACCAGUUUUCAGACGAGCUCAAAGUCAAGAACACCUUCCUGCACAUUGACAUCGAGGAUGAUGACUUUGACGAGGAGGAGACACCGCCUGCUUCCCUUGCUUCGUUGCGCCGCUCCCCAAGUGCCCCUGGUCGCCUGAUGGCGCUGUUUCUGGGAGACGAAGAUGAAGGUUAA
This is a messenger RNA of Symbiodinium sp. CCMP2456, 798 nucleotides long. NCBI's taxonomy places the organism in Eukaryota, Dinophyceae, Suessiales, Symbiodiniaceae. The record is from the annotation of a GenBank genome assembly.